This is a messenger RNA of Teleopsis dalmanni, 915 nucleotides long. RefSeq lists its product as uncharacterized. Lineage: Eukaryota; Metazoa; Arthropoda; Insecta; Diptera; Diopsidae. Bases 163 to 858 code for a protein of 231 amino acids. The record is from RefSeq and is a predicted model, not a curated record. The transcript is spliced from 2 exons.
UUAAAAAAGACAAACAGUAUUCGAAGAUUAACUGUUUGCUCGAUUUUAAAGUGCAGUUCCAUUCAUUUUUUUGUUGCUCAAAAAACUAAUCGAAUAGAUUAUUUGCCUUUUUCCAUAGAGGAAAUAGGAUUCCAUUAAAAACUGUUGCGAAGCGAAGAAGCUAUGUCGCGCCAUAAUAACAAGUUAACUAAUGAUUCAACAGACUCGGACAAAUCGGACAGCUCGGACAGUUCGGACAGCUCGGACAGUUCGGACAGCUCGGACAGUUCGGACAGUUCGGACAGCUCGGACAGCUCGGAGAGCUCGGACAGCUCUGAAAUUGAAGAUGAUGGUUCAAUGUAUAUGUUACAAGCAACACAGUUUCUUUGUAUCGGCAACACAAAGGUUCGCAUUGAGGUACAAAUUAGUUAUGAUGCGAACGUAGCGACACUUGAUGAUUUAUAUGAUAUACAACUUGAUGUGACCUAUAUACUGAACUGUGAAAGACAUGAACGUGAAAUUGAUGCAAAUGUAGGGACACACACCAAUCGUGGUUCUGAAAAUACAGGGAUGCUAUUUGAUCACAAUUCAUUCAACAACAUUUACUAUAAAACAUUCAUCAUCCGCCCAACGGCUAAUGAUAAAUCGAAGCACCGUCACCGUUAUAGCGUAAUUACUGAGCACAUUGCUCUUGAUUUGAAGAUUAAAGAAGAUGAAAGUAAUGUGCUGCCCAUAGUAACACUGAUUGGCUACGAUGUGACAAUGGAAAGUGAUACGAAGAAACCGAAGCGAGGUUUUUGUAUAAUUACUGGAGCAAAUUCUCAAAAAGCUCGUCAACCAAAAAAAUCUUGCAGGCAUGCUGUUUGGACUGAAGUCUAAGACGGUAAUGUCUUUUGUUUUCUUUACGAUUAUUGCAUAUUUAAUACUUUUUUAAUA